AUGGAGUUAAUUGUAGAGGGUAAGCGGUUUUGGCUGGUAUUGUGGGUGGUUCUGCAGUGUAUACUCGGCGGUACUCAAUGUAAAAGUUUGGAGGAGAAAAUCGACGCUAAAAUCAAGAAACCGGCGGGGUUGCCAUUUGAAGGAACUAUGAAUUGGGUUGAAGGUAGUGGAGUGGGUGGUGGUGGGUGGAAUGGGUUGAAUUUCGAACAUUUGCUCAGUGCCGCCGGUAAGGGUAGGGAUUCAACCUUUGGCGCUAGAAAACUUGGGACCAUUUUAAGAAAACCUGACUGCAUAGGAAAAGGUGGUGGUGGUAAUGGCGGAAAAGGUCACGAGAAAAAAGGGAGAAAGUAUACUGGUGGUGGUGGGGUGGGAAUUGGUUUUGGUGGUAGUGGCGGUGGUGGCAUUGGUGGGGGUGGUGGUGCUGGAGGGGCUAUUGGCGGAGGAAUUGGUGGAGGUGGUGGCGCCGGAGGGGGUAUUGGCGGAGGAAUUGGUGGAGGUGGUGGCGCUGGAGGAGGUAUUGGCGGAGGAAUUGGUGGAGGUGAAGGAAUCGGGGGAGGUAUUGGCAAAGGAAUUGGUGGGGGAAUAGGUGCUGGUGGAGGAAUUGGUGUUGGAAUUGGUGUUGGUGGUGGAAUUGGUAUUGGCAUUGGAGGCAGUGGUGGAGGUGGUGGAGGAGGAGCAGGUGGUGGCAUCGGAGGAGGAGGUGCAGGAGGUGGUGGAGGAGUGGGAGUAGGUGGUCCAAGAGGUGGAGGAAUUAGUGUAGGUGUUGGAAUUGGUGGAAGUGGAGGUGGUGGCAGUGGCAGUGGCGGCAGCGGCGGUGGAACCAGUGGAGCAAUCUUGAGUGGAGAGACCAAGCAACCUUAA
Messenger RNA from Nelumbo nucifera (sacred lotus), 861 nucleotides. The record is from RefSeq and is a predicted model, not a curated record. Lineage: Eukaryota; Viridiplantae; Streptophyta; Magnoliopsida; Proteales; Nelumbonaceae.